AUUGUUUAUAAACAGUCAUAAAGGUCAUUGCACGUGAAAGAAAAAAUUUAGUUGUAACUGUAAAAAAAUCGGAAGAGCAAUUCAACCAAUUGGAGGACGGUAUUAGCUUUUACAUCAGUCAGAAUGCUGGACUGUGAUUGGUUGGUUUGCUUACAAAAGUUACGAUCUCAACGAUUACAACUAAACUUUUGUCACGUGCAAUAGUUUACAGUGUGUCAGAGUACACGUGUGUCAUUGUUUUGCGGAUAUCAUGGAUACCGUCAAAGAUGCCGAAUCCGAGGAUACGUUGAAAAAUACCUCGGAAAAGUGCGUUGACAAGACAAAUUCUGAGGAGGUUAGGCUCGGUCAUCAGGAACUGGUAAAGUUGACGAAAACAGGUAUAGCCGAUCUUAUUGAAAAUGAUCCACUGCUCUCCGGAUUACCUGCUGAUAUCACGAUAGAAGAGCUCAAGUCACAGAUUGCGGUUGCACAGGGACAAGCUAUAACAUUAUUUCUAAAUCGUGGAGAACUUCCAAGACUUGCAGUAGUGGUUCCCACCCACAAUACAACAGUUCUCGAUUUAAAGAAGUCUAUAAAACGUCACGUGAUCUUGUCUUUGAAAAGAGAAAAUGUUAACAAGAAGAUUAGUUGGAAACAUAUUUGGAAAAAGUAUUGUCUUCACUUUGAAGAUGUCAGACUUGACAAGGAUAAUAAAAACAUCAGAGCUUAUGGCAUCACCAAUAAAGCUGAAUUACAUUUUGUAAAGAGACGCAGAGAAAAAAAUAAAAGCAUGUCAACCAAGUACACACAAUCUUAACAAUGAGAAAUUUCUUAAAUUCCAUACAGUAUAAAUUUUAUUAAUUUUUAUUAUAAAUUUUCUAUGCUACUUUUAAUUCGUACUUGUUGUUUUUUAUAGUUUACUCUCAUUGACAAGUCUGUGAUACUCUUGUUUUUUUCUUUUAACUUUUUA
Pseudomyrmex gracilis is the source of this 949-nucleotide messenger RNA. Its product is annotated as U11/U12 small nuclear ribonucleoprotein 25 kDa protein-like. Gene Ontology annotation, cellular component: U12-type spliceosomal complex. The transcript is spliced from 3 exons. NCBI's taxonomy places the organism in Eukaryota, Metazoa, Arthropoda, Insecta, Hymenoptera, Formicidae. The record is from RefSeq and is a predicted model, not a curated record. Gene Ontology annotation, biological process: mRNA splicing, via spliceosome. Bases 251 to 796 code for a protein of 181 amino acids.